Messenger RNA from Melampsora larici-populina 98AG31, 1767 nucleotides. RefSeq lists its product as uncharacterized. The record is from RefSeq and is a predicted model, not a curated record. Lineage: Eukaryota; Fungi; Basidiomycota; Pucciniomycetes; Pucciniales; Melampsoraceae. The transcript is spliced from 5 exons. The coding region runs from base 1 to 1767 and encodes 588 amino acids.
AUGUCCAAGCAAGUCUAUUUCUCAACAGGCCACGUUGACCACAGUCCAACCCCUAGUUUGGAAGAUCCAAGGUCACAUGCGCAGUUCUAUCAAAGCCAAGAACGCUUCUUUCCAGGUCCAAAAAACGAAGUCGUGGAAUCUCCCAUGGGCCAUUACGAUGUGGAUACCAACUUAGCUGAUGAAAAUGACCGACGAGAUACGCUUUUGGAGCUCUUUGAAGACGUUGAACAACUUGUUGCCUCACCUCAGACUCUCAACAAUGCCGCCCCUGCCCAGUCAGAGCUUGAACUCUCUGCCUCGUAUGAUCCUUUGCUUGUCACCCCUGGAGCUCCAUCUCUCCCUAGCGCACGACAUAAGAUCGCCAAACUACCCUAUCAUUUAUCAACAGAUCAUCAUUCAGCCAUCCUCUCACUCUCAAACCCUUUGACUUCAUUCGAAGCCAUAACCGAAGAUGGCAAUCAUACAAGCCUACUUGUACCUCCAAAGCGUCCUCACCCGUCAUCUCAUCAAGAGAGCACUCAGCCCAAGCGUUCCCGUCGACCGCCGCACGACAGCAGCUCCCCAAAGCCAUUUCAGCCUAUGGACGUCCCAUUUCAGCCUACGGAGGUCCCCUUCGAGCCUCAAAAACGUCCUCACAUAUCAAAUCACCCCGAGGAGUCAAACGCCAAGCGCUCUUGUAUACGGUCGAACGAUCAAAACAUAGCCCAAACUUCAGCAAAUGACUCUAUGCCACCGCCUCACGACAAUGCUACCCAUCAGGACCCUAGAGUGGGAGUCGAUGCAUCAACCAAAGAAUUACAACACCUCCCUCAAACACAUACUCAGACUAAUCGUACGCCUAUAACCCAACUUGCUGAUUCGCUAUCUCAAAACCAUGAUAAAACCAACAAUCUCACUUCGCCAGAAUCUCGAGAACCAAGAAGCAACAAUGACCCUUCACAUCUGAUACCAAACGAGGGUCUUCCAAUCAACUUGCCUCUCCAGUAUGUUCGACGAACUCCCACUCAAUCACGUACUCAUUCUCGAGAAUCCGCGACAACCAGUACUGGAGGUUCUCCUUUGAAUCCAGACCAUGUCCCAAGCUCUGCAAGCAAUUGUAAAAGUCCAAAUUCCACCAGUGACCUUCGACUGCCUGUCUCUCACAUCCAAAGGUCACCUUCAGCAUCAACUUUGUACAACCCGUCACUGUCACAGUCACUAAAGAGAUUUCAAACCCAUCAGCAGCCUGCAAAUCGACGUGACCCUGGCUACGAGGAACCUCAAAUUCCCUCAUCCUAUCCAACCUAUACACAUGCCCAGAUCUCUCCUAAAUCUCAUCCCGAAACCUCUCAAGAAUCCAUCAGGGGGGAAUCACAGCACCCACCUUCCGCGGGUCAUCAACGCCUGACUAGAUCUCUUAAUCUUCCCACUUCAUCGUCACAGCAUACCAGCAAAUCGAACGACACACCACGCGCGCGGUCUCAAGAAGCAUCACGACAGAGGUCUCGUAACCAAAAUCACGCAGAUGCUCUGGACUCUACGAGUCCAAAUCGUCCCAGCUCCUUGUCACCUGAUGUAACCUUCCGAUCCGCUCCUGCUAAUACUAAAAAUCUCCCAAAAGCAUUCCUCCUGCCAUCUCCAGAAGUAUCAAGAAGGAACAACAAAUCUCCCUUCUUGGAUCGAGGAUAUGUUGAAACCUCCUCCAGUCCCAUACAUAAUCCUUACAACAUAUCCAAUCCACCCUAUGAAGGCCCCUGCCGUGACGCCGGAACCCCCCCAAUCUUCUAA